AUGACAGCCACGCUGCUGAUCAGCGCAGCUCCGUACCUCCUCCUCUUCCUGGUGCCGCUGGAGUCCAACUCCCCCCAGCACCGCGGGCUCCUCCGGCUGCUGCUCAGCUUUGCUGCUGGGGGUCUCCUGGGGGACGCGUUCCUCCACCUCAUCCCGCACGCCUUGGUUCCCCACGUGCACCACGAGGACAACGGCGGCCAUGAAGCGGGGGGCAGCGGCUGGACGCACGGCCACGGGCAUUCGCACCAAGGAGCGGAGCACGGCCGCAUGCUGACCGUGGGGACCUGGGUGCUGGCCGGCAUCGUGGCCUUCCUGGUGGUGGAGAAGGGCGUCAGGCACCUCAAGGGCGGCCAUGGGCACAGCCAUG
Molecule: messenger RNA, 367 nt
Organism: Lagopus leucura (white-tailed ptarmigan)
Lineage: Eukaryota; Metazoa; Chordata; Aves; Galliformes; Phasianidae
Product: zinc transporter Slc39a7-like
Exons: 3
Biological process (GO): zinc ion transmembrane transport; intracellular zinc ion homeostasis
Cellular component (GO): membrane
Molecular function (GO): zinc ion transmembrane transporter activity
Source: RefSeq, a predicted model, not a curated record